This is a messenger RNA of Ilex paraguariensis (yerba mate), 1902 nucleotides long. The record is from the annotation of a GenBank genome assembly. NCBI's taxonomy places the organism in Eukaryota, Viridiplantae, Streptophyta, Magnoliopsida, Aquifoliales, Aquifoliaceae.
AUGGGAAAGUUUUGCCACGAGGAGAUCACUUCUUUACGUGCAAAAGUAGUGGCAUUAGAGGAGGACCUACAGAAAUCGCAUAAAGAGGCCUCUGAUUCUCAAAAUCUAUACCAACAAUUUGAAAAGGAACUGAAGGACCUUAAGGAUUAUGAGCAGCAAAUGAAGCCAAAGAGAAUAAAAGUGAUAUCUGAUUUGUUGAUCUCUCUCUCAAAAGCUGAGAGACAAGAAGCAAGGAUGAAAGUACGCCAGGAUUCCUUGAGACUUGGCAAUGUGGGUGUAAUCAGAACUGGAACUAUCAUAUCUGAGACAUGGGAGGAUGGGCAAGUGCUAAAGGAUCUCAACACUCAUCUUAGACAUUUGUUAGAGAUGAAGGAAGCAGUUGAGCGGCAGCGGAAAUCUCUUAAGAAACGGCAAUCAGAUAAGGGAGAUGGAACUGAAAUAGAAGCAGGAGUUCAAGAAGAAGAUUUUGUCAUUCAGGAUGAGAUUUAUAAAUCCCGAUUAGCUAGCAUCAAGCGUGAGGAAGAAACCUUAAUGCGUGAGAGAGAUCGCUAUGAACUAGAGAAGGGAAGGCUUAUACGUGAAAUGAAACGCAUACGAGAUGAAGAUGGUUCCCGUUUCAACAAUUUUCAAAUUUUGAACCACCGAUAUGCCCUCUUAAAUCUUCUUGGGAAAGGAGGAUUUAGCGAGGUUUAUAAGGUGGUGGUGGCUUUUGGAUGUAUAGUUGGGGGGUUUUGUGUGGAUGGGCAGUGUGUGGCACAGCCGCACAAGGUGGUAAUGGUGGUUAUAUGGGAAGGGGCUAGGACUGGCUUUUGGUGGGUGUUUGGUGGUAAAAUGGAUAAGGGAGAUGGAACUGAAAUAGAAGCAGGAGUUCAAGAAGAAGAUUUUGUCAUUCAGGAUGAGAUUUAUAAAUCCCGAUUAGCUAGCAUCAAGCGUGAGGAAGAAACCUUAAUGCGUGAGAGAGAUCGCUAUGAACUAGAGAAGGGAAGGCUUAUACGUGAAAUGAAACGCAUACGAGAUGAAGAUGGUUCCCGUUUCAACAAUUUUCAAAUUUUGAACCACCGAUAUGCCCUCUUAAAUCUUCUUGGGAAAGGAGGAUUUAGCGAGGUUUAUAAGGCUUUUGACUUGGUGGAGCAUAGAUAUGUGGCUUGUAAGCUUCAUGGUUUGAAUGCUCAGUGGAGUGAAGAUAAAAAGCAAAGUUACAUAAGACAUGCAAUCCGGGAGUACAACAUACACAAGACAUUGGUGCAUCAUCACAUUGUACGGCUUUGGGACAUUUUUGAGAUAGACCAAAACACAUUCUGCACUGUCUUGGAGUACUGUAGUGGCAAAGAUCUUGAUGCUGUUCUUAAAGCAACACCUGUAUUACCAGAGAGAGAAGCUAGGAUUAUUAUUGUUCAGAUAUUUCAAGGCCUCGUUUACUUGAACAAAAGAACACAGAAAAUCAUCCAUUAUGAUUUAAAGCCUGGUAAUGUUCUAUUUGAUGAGCUCGGUGCUGCUAAGGUCACUGAUUUUGGCCUUAGCAAGAUAGUGGAGGAUAAUGUUGGGUCCCAGGGCAUGGAACUUACGUCCCAAGGGGCUGGAACAUAUUGGUAUCUGCCUCCAGAAUGCUUUGAGCUGAGCAAGACACCUCUCAUAUCAUCAAAGGUUGAUGUUUGGUCAGCUGGUAUUCUAUUCUACCAAAUGCUCUUUGGUAGACGUCCAUUUGGACACGACCAGACCCAAGAGCGCAUUUUACGAGAAGAUACCAUUAUCAAAGCCCGCAAGGUGGAAUUCCCUUCAAGACCUGCUGUCUCAAAUGAGGCUAAGGAUUUUAUUCGUCGAUGUCUGACAUAUAAUCAGGCAGACCGGCCAGAUGUUUUAACUAUUGCGCAAGACCAAUACCUCACAUACACCAAAAAAUAA